AUGGACCUGGGCAUGGAUCUGGACAUGGGCAUAGAUCUGGACCUGGGCAUGGAUCUGGACAUGGGCAUAGAUCUGGACCUGGGCAGAGACCUGGACAUAGGGAACUGGGGCUGGUCCUGGCAGCUCCUCGUGGCCCAGAUUGGCUCGGACCCCGGGAUCUCUCCACCCCUGGAGGUGCCGGCCUCCAUCGCCCCCCGACAGGCCCCGACGGCUCCGAGUGCCGGAGCCAAGGAGAGGCGGCUGCUGCCGCACGGGGUUCCUGGUGCUAUCCCGGGAGGGGGAGUCCCAGGAGGAGGCUUUUUCCCAGGUGCUGGAGUUGGAGGUUUGGGAGCAGGACUCGGGGCUGCAGGAAAACCUCCCAAACCAGGGGUCGGAGGACUUGGGGGGGUCGGAGGACUUGGGGGACUCGGCCCCCUGGGCCUGCAGCCAGGUGCUGCAGGUUUGUUCCCCGGAGCCUUCCCCGGGGCGGCGUUCCCGGGAGCCGCCUCGGCUGCAGCGCUCAAGGCUGCAGCCAAAGCUGGUGCUGGCAUUGGAGGCGUGGGUGGAAUUGGUGGUCCUGGUGGCCUCGGGGUCUCCACAGGUGCCGUGGUGCCAGGCGCGGUGCAGCCCGGCCUUGGCGCGGCAGGGAAACCCCCUAAAAUACCAGGUGCUGGGAUUCCUGGAGCUUUUCCGGGCGGCGUGCUCCCCGGUGUUCGUUUCCCUGGCGUGGGAGUGCUGCCCGGAGUCCCCACUGGAGCUGGAGUCAAGCCUAAAGCCCCAGGUGCUGGAGCCUUUGGAGGAAUUCCUGGACUGGGAGGUUUUGGAGGUCAGCAGCCCGGUGUCCCUCUGGGUUAUCCCAUCAAAGCUCCUAAGCUCCCAGGUGGCUAUGGACUGCCCUACACCAAUGGUAAGCUGCCCCAUGGCCUCAGGCCUGGCGGGAUAGGAGCCGGCCUCCUGGCAGGAAAGGCAGGAUACCCCACCGGGACAGCAGUUGGAGGACCGGCAGCAGCGGCAGCAGCGGCGAAGGCAGCGGCAAAGGCGGGAGCUUUUGGCGCCGGCGUUCCCGGUGUCGGUGUGGGCGGCGUCCCCGGCCUCGUGCCCGGAGUUGGAGGUGUCCCUGGCUUGGUGCCCGGUGUCGGAGGUGUCCCCGGUGCAGUGCCCGGUGUCGGAGGUGUCCCUGGGGUGGCAGGUGACUGGUCUGUGUCUCCCUUGUCCCCAGGGGUGCCGUCGGCAGCAGCAGCAGCAAAGGCAGCUAAGUACGGCGCCGGCGUUCCCGGUGUCGGUGUGGGCGGCGUCCCCGGCCUCGUGCCCGGAGUUGGAGGUGUCCCUGGCUUGGUGCCCGGUGUCGGAGGUGUCCCCGGUGCAGUGCCCGGUGUCGGAGGUGUCCCUGGGGCGCCGGCGUUCCCGGUGUCGGUGUGGGCGGCGUCCCCGGCCUCGUGCCCGGAGUUGGAGGUGUCCCUGGCUUGGUGCCCGGUGUCGGAGGUGUCCCCGGUGCAGUGCCCGGUGUCGGAGGUGUCCCUGGGGUGGCAGGCGCCGGCGUUCCCGGUGUCGGUGUGGGCGGCGUCCCCGGCCUCGUGCCCGGAGUUGGAGGUGUCCCUGGCUUGGUGCCCGGUGUCGGAGGUGUCCCCGGUGCAGUGCCCGGUGUCGGAGGUGUCCCUGGGGUGGCAGGAGCUGGCAUUCCUGGCAUCGCUGGCGUUCCUGGUGUUCCUGGAGUUCCCGGUGUCCCUGGUGUUCCAGGCGUUCCUGGCGUUCCUGGGGUUCCUGGUGCUGUUCCCGGUGUUGGAGUUGGUGGCCCAGCAGCAGCGGCCGCAGCCAAGGCUGCAGCGAAAGCAGCGGCGAUCGUCUUUCCCCUCGGACACAUCCCUGAACCUCUCUGCAGGAGCAGGACGCGUUCCCGGUGUUGGUGUUCCUGGUGUUGGUGUUCCUGGUGUUGGCAUUCCCGGUGUUGGCGUUCCUGGUGUUGGCGUGCCCGGAGUGGGUGUGCCAGGUGUUGGUGUGCCCGGUCUGGUUCCUGGGGUUGGCGUUCCAGGAGGUCCGGCAGCCGCUGCCAAAGCAGCCGCCAAAGCAGCCAAGUACGGCCCAGCAGUGCCUGGGGUCCUUGGGGGUCAGGGAGCAGGUGGCCUGGCUCCCAGUGUGGGUGGCCUGGUUCCUGGAGUAGGUGGCCUGGUUCCUGGAGUAGGUGGCCUGGUUCCUGGUGUGGGUGGCCUGGUUCCUGGUGUUGGAGGUGUCCCAGGUGUUGGAGGUCCAGCAGCAGCAGCCAAAGCAGCAGCCAAGGCAGCCAAAUUUGGUGCCGGGGUUGGAGGGGUGCCAGGGGUGGUGCCUGGCGUGGGCGGAGUGCCCGGAGUGACACCCGGUGUUGGUGGCGUGCCCGGCUUGGUGCCAGGGGUGGGAGUGCCUGGAACUGGCAUCCUUCCUGGGGCAGGCAUCCCCCAAGUAGGGGUGCAGCCUGGUGCUAAACCUCCCAAAUUCGGUGUUCCUGGGGUUGGAGUCCCAGGGGUUGGUGGCCUCCCAGGUGGCCUUGGAGUCGGUGGGCUCGGAGUUGGUGGCCUUGGCGUUGGAGGUCCCGGCUUCGGCGUAUCACCGGUAUUUCCAGGUGGGGUCGGCGGCCUGGGAUUCGGUGGGAAGCCCCCCAAGCCCUACGGAGGAGCUCUGGGUGCCCUGGGCUUUAGAGGCGCGGGCUGCGCGGCAGGGAAGUACUGCGGGAGGAAGCGGAAGUAACGCUCCGUCACCGAUCACCUCAUGAACUUUGGUGCUACUGCAUGGUCCAGAAUGUAAAUCCGAAGCAAAGCUGAGACACCCUCUCCUCCAGCCCCGGACCCCCCCGUCCAUCCCGGGGCCGUGCCCGGCCCCGCGUUCCCCGGAGGGACCCCGCGUUCCCCGGCAGCGCCCGGCCCCCCCCCGCCCCUCGGUCCCGGCAGGGAGCGCGGAAUAAACUGCGGGGAGCAGCCGU
This is a messenger RNA of Agelaius phoeniceus (red-winged blackbird), 2929 nucleotides long. The record is from RefSeq and is a predicted model, not a curated record. Lineage: Eukaryota; Metazoa; Chordata; Aves; Passeriformes; Icteridae.